GCUCCGGCCCGGCCCGGCCCCGCCCGAUGUCCAUGAGCGCGAACACCAUGAUCUUCAUGAUUCUGGGGGCGUCGAUCGUGAUGGCCAUCGCGUGCUUGAUGGACAUGAACGCGCUGCUGGACCGAUUCCACAACUACAUCCUCCCGCACCUGCGGGGCGAGGACCGCGUCUGCCACUGCAACUGUGGCCGGCACCACAUCCACUACGUGAUCCCGUACGACGGGGACCAGUCGGUGGUGGACGCCUCCGAGAACUACUUUGUGACGGACAACGUCACCAAGCAGGAGAUCGACCUCAUGCUGGGGCUGCUGCUGGGCUUCUGCAUCAGCUGGUUCCUGGUGUGGAUGGACGGGGUCCUGCACUGCGCCGUGCGGGCCUGGAGGGCCGGCCGGCGCUACGACGGCUCGUGGACCUGGCUGCCCAAGCUGUGCAGCCUGCGGGAGCUGGGCCGGAGGCCGCACCGGCCCUUCGAGGAGGCGGCCGGGAACAUGGUGCACGUGAAGCAGAAACUCUACCACAACGGCCACCCGAGCCCGCGGCACCUGUGAGCCGCGGGCAGGACU
This is a messenger RNA of Talpa occidentalis (Iberian mole), 563 nucleotides long. RefSeq names its product transmembrane protein 240 (gene TMEM240). The coding region runs from base 27 to 548 and encodes 173 amino acids. The record is from RefSeq and is a predicted model, not a curated record. NCBI's taxonomy places the organism in Eukaryota, Metazoa, Chordata, Mammalia, Eulipotyphla, Talpidae. The transcript is spliced from 4 exons.